AUGGCUGGCAGCGACCCGAGCAGGUCGCCGCCCAAGGCCGGCAUUACCUUUACUAGGGAUUUCGAAAUUGUCGAAAUGAGCAGCCUGUCCACCACCACAAACGACAAGGACCAAGCGGCCUUUAACAGCACAACCUCGUACGCCGUCUCCACCGCGCCGCGACCGGUCCGGUAUGCCAACCAAAAGGCCGCAGGCCAGAGAUGGGUGGACAGCUUCAAGCAGGUCGAGGGCUCGCCCGAGAUCAUCAAGGAUGGAUACUACGUCACCGAGGGCAUGGAGGAAAUGCCUCGCGAUCCGGACCGCUACUACGACCUACACGCCGCCAACGCGAGAACAGCCAACUCGGCGCUGGUGCGCGACCUCAAGGGCCGACACCUGCAAAUGAUUGCAAUCGGAGGCUCUAUCGGUACCGGCCUUUUUGUAGCUUCUGGAGUCGAUCUCGCGCAGAGCGGUCCUGCCUCGAUGCUCACGGCGUAUGCGCUCACCGGUGCCAUGCAAUUCUGUACCAUGCAGAGCUUGGCUGAGCUCGCCGUUGUAUUUCCCAUUUCAGGAUCCUUUUCUGCAUUUUCCACCAGAUUCCUUGACCCUUCGUGGGGCUUUGCCAUGGGCUGGAACUAUGCACUACAAUGGCUUGUUGCGCUGCCGUUGGAAGUCAUCGCCGGCGCGUUGACAGUCGAAUACUGGAACGCCAGUCUCAGCAAAGCCAUCUUCGUCACGAUAUUCCUGCUCGUGAUUGCCGUCAUUAAUCUUUUCGGCAUCAGAGGCUAUGGUGAAGCCGAGUUCAUUUUCUCCACCAUCAAGGUGACUGCUAUUGUUGGCUUCAUUCUUCUCGGUAUUGUUGUCAACAUCGGCGGCACUCCCCACGACGGCUACAUCGGUGGCAGAUACUGGUCCGACCCCGGCGCGACAAAGAACGGCUUCAAAGGCUUCUGCAACGUCCUGGUCUCAGCUGCAUUCGCCUUUUCCGGCACCGAGUUAGUCGGUCUCGCCGCCGCCGAAACGGCCAACCCACGCAAGUCGAUUCCGACGGCCAUCCGCCAGGUGUUCUGGCGCAUCGCCAUCUUCUACGUCGUGGCCCUGCUGCUCGUGUCGCUCCUCGUCCCGCACGACGACCCGCGGCUGCUCGGCGCCAAAUCCUCCGUCGACGCCUCCGCCAGCCCCUUUGUCAUCGCCAUCGAGAGUAUGGGCCAGACCAUCCUGCCCAGCAUCAUGAAUGCCGUCAUCCUCCUCGCCGUCAUCUCCGUCGGCAAUUCGGCCGUCUUCGGCUCCUCGCGCACCCUCGCCGCGCUCGCCGAGCAGUCCCACGCCCCCAAGAUGCUGGCGUACAUUGACCGCAAGGGCCGGCCACUCGUCUCUGUGCUUAUCACCCUGGCCGUCGGCCUGCUCGCGUACCUCGUCGACCUCAAACAGCAGGGCGAAAUCUUUGACUGGCUCAUCGCCAUCUGCGGCCUCUCCAGCCUCUUCACCUGGGGCAGCAUCUGCCUCUGCCACAUCCGCUUCCGCCGCGCCUGGAAGCUUGCCGGCUACUCGCCCCACCAGCUGCCCUUUCAGUCGCAGGUCGGCCUCGUCGGCUCGUACGCCGGCCUCAUAGCGAACCUCCUCGUGGUGGCGUCGCAGUUUUGGACGGCCGUCGCGCCGCUCGGCGGCCAGGUCGACCCCUCCUCCAUGGGCAUCGCCAAGAACUUCUUCCUCAAGGUGCUGGCGGUGCCCAUUGUGCUCAUCUUUUACCUGGGCCACAAGCUCUGGUUCAAGACGCACAUUCUGCGUGCCAAGGCCAUGGACAUUGAUACAGGACGGAGCUUCAGCCGCGCGCACUCGAUUCACAUGGACGACCCCGACCCGCACAGCCAGUGGCCGCUGUGGAAGCGCGUGUAUCGCUCCCUGUGCUGA
Molecule: messenger RNA, 1890 nt
Organism: Akanthomyces muscarius
Lineage: Eukaryota; Fungi; Ascomycota; Sordariomycetes; Hypocreales; Cordycipitaceae
Exons: 4
Coding region: 1-1890 (629 amino acids)
Biological process (GO): amino acid transmembrane transport
Cellular component (GO): membrane
Molecular function (GO): amino acid transmembrane transporter activity
Source: RefSeq, a predicted model, not a curated record